Beta vulgaris subsp. vulgaris (sugar beet) is the source of this 1288-nucleotide messenger RNA. Its product is annotated as bark storage protein A. The transcript is spliced from 5 exons. The coding region runs from base 66 to 1094 and encodes 342 amino acids. The record is from RefSeq and is a predicted model, not a curated record. Lineage: Eukaryota; Viridiplantae; Streptophyta; Magnoliopsida; Caryophyllales; Amaranthaceae. Gene Ontology annotation, molecular function: catalytic activity. Gene Ontology annotation, biological process: nucleoside metabolic process.
CUUGCUUAAUUAAUAGGUAUACAACUCCAAAUUCAUUCUUUCCGAAAAAAAGUUGUAAGAGAAAAAUGGGGUUUUCUAGAGCUAUCAUUUUUCUCUUUGUUUUAGUUGUUGCUCAACAUGGAGCAAAGGGUGAAAUACCCAGAAAAACAAUGCAUAUGAUUAAUGUAGCAAAUAUGAAGGGCCCUUAUAUAGGUGUUGUAAUACCCAACUUAUUUGAGUUGAACCCCCUUCUUCAAUCUCCAAGCUAUAAAUCCUCCAACUUUAACAUUGAUUUUUCAGGUAGAAGAUUUCGUUUUGGGACCAUAGCUAACAAGAAAGUGAUAUUGGUCAUGACCGGACUUGGCAUGGUAAAUGCAGGUGUCACUACACAAUUGCUUCUGAAUUUAUUUAGGGUCUCGGGAGUUGUACAUUAUGGAAUAGCUGGCAAUGCAGAUCCUUCCCUCCAUAUUGGAGAUGUUGCCAUUCCUCAAUAUUGGGCCCACCUUGGUCUUCUUAAUUGGCAGAGAAAUGGACAUGGACCAAAUGAAGAACUAGCUCUUGAAGCAGCAGGAGAUUAUUCAAGGAAAUAUGGCAACUUAAGAUUUGCUGAUUACACCACAAAUAUCAAACAUAACAAAAAAGUUGACAAUCAAUUGAACAGAUUCUGGUAUCAAGCAGAAGAAGUUUUCCCAGUAGAUGGAACUCCUGAAGAGAGACAACAUGUUUUCUGGAUUCCAGUUGAUGCUCAUUACUUUAAACUUGCCAAGAAACUUCAGAACAUAAAGUUGGAGCAAUGUGUGAAUGCAACCACAUGCUUACCUACAAGACCCAAGAUGAGUACAGUGCUAAGAGGAGCAAGUGCAAGCAUAUAUGUAGACAAUGCAGCUUAUAGAAGCUCUAUAUAUGACAAGUUUAAGCUAAGCCCUGUUGAAAUGGAAAGUGCUGGAGUAGCCCUCAUAUGCCACCAACAAAGGGUUCCUCACAUCACCCUUCGGGCGCUCUCUGACUUAGCCGGCGGCGGUUCGGCCGAAUCUAACGAAGCCGACACCUUCUUACCGGUUGCUGCCAAAAAUUCCGUCAUUGCCGUUGUUGAAUUCAUUAAGCUUUUACAUUAACUUCGUUAACUUUAGGUUAGCAUUUCCGACUUUGUAUGAGUGUGUGGUUACUUAUUAUUGUUUUUUUAUUCUGCGAAAUGGACGCACCAGAAUUGAUGUGCGGCACAUGCUGAAGAUUUUUGAGAUAAGUUUUGCUGUUUUAUGCGUUUCAGUUGAAUCCAUUUUACACGUGCAAUGAAUCAACAUCUCUUUUA